AGAUUGUCCGCUGGACCUUGACUCCCAUCAUAUCGAUAUCAGCGUUGAGUAUGGCGGCCUCGCAGGACGCAGAACUCUUCUUGGACUACCUCGUCGAUCGCCUGGCCAGGCUGGAAGCCGGUUUAUCCGGCGCACUUUACGAUGGGCCUUCGAACGCGAAGACAGAGCGCAUCCUGCGCUCGCUGGAAGGUCUUGAGCGCAAGCUGACCAUGGAGAAAGCUCCUGGGCCUUCAAAGGCUUCGUUGCAAAGCGACGGGACCUCUGGAUUGGGGCGUUGCAGGCCGAUAGAUGAACCGGCCGCUGCUGUUGAUGCCGGCUAUGUUGGCUUCGCUCCAGAGGUCUCAUCGGAAGCACCAGUUGUUGUUCCUGGUCCUCUGCACCUUGCUAGAUUCGAAUCGGCAAUGGAGCCCAGGGAAGAGCUUCGGCUGCUGAAAGCUGUCGUGUCGGACGUGUGCAGGGUGUGCAAUGCCGUAGCGCAGGGCGAUCUGUCACGCAGAAUCACUCUCCCAGUUGUGGAAGUUGUCAUGGUGCAACUGAUGAAUGUGGUCAACGAUAUGGCCGAGAAACUGGACUCAGUGGUGCACGAGGUCGUGCAUGUCAUCAAAGAGGUCAAUCACGGGAAGCUUGGCAUACAGGCUCGUGUCAAGGAUGCCCAAGGCUCCUGGAAAGAACUGACGGACAGCGUGAACGUGAUGACUGCCAGUUUGACCGUGCAAGUGCGCGCCAUCGCAGCUGCUACGAGUGCUACCGCUCGAGGUCAGCCGGGGCCGAGACAGAGGAUAACGGGCGUUGCUGCGGCAGGAGAGAUGCAAGACUUGCUCGACAGCGUCGACAACGCCAUUGUUGGGCUGCCCCAGUGAUCUUUCUCCACAAAAACAAUACAUGUGUCGCACACCGGAGUUGGUGUGGACGGCCGCAUCGGCGAACAGAGCGAACCUGAGGACACGCAAGGAAUCAGGAAAGAAAAGGCAUGAUUUCCAAUUCCACUCAGCGCGUAUGCUGUGUCUCUCGUUUUUACCUCAGCGAGGUCCCAAGGGGACUGAGAACGCC
This is a messenger RNA of Phanerochaete carnosa HHB-10118-sp, 1050 nucleotides long. RefSeq lists its product as uncharacterized. Lineage: Eukaryota; Fungi; Basidiomycota; Agaricomycetes; Polyporales; Phanerochaetaceae. Gene Ontology annotation, cellular component: membrane. The coding region runs from base 402 to 860 and encodes 152 amino acids. Gene Ontology annotation, molecular function: protein histidine kinase activity. The record is from RefSeq and is a predicted model, not a curated record. Gene Ontology annotation, biological process: signal transduction; cellular hyperosmotic response. The transcript is spliced from 5 exons.